CCUGCCUCACUGUUUCCCCAAUGCCCCCAGCCCGGCCUCGGUGGCCGGGUUCGGGUGCCGGUUUGUACCCUCCUCACUCCCCUUCUUCCUCCACCUACUCCUCGUUUUUAGCAUGGCUUGCCGCUGGCUGCUACCAAGCAUGCUAUCCAUACGUGAUGCGUGCGAGAAUAUGUGUGUGAGGGAGUGUGUAUGACGCUGGGCCCUUGCAGUUGCACGCCGGGGCUUUGCAGCCGGGAGGAGGGUGAAGGCAGGCAGACAGAGACUCGGAGCUCGGUUUGGAUCACGCGGUUGUCCUCCGCGGGGCUCAGGCUCGUCUGGACGGCGUGUCCCGUCUUGUUCGCUCGCUCCUCUGCGGUGCUCCUCACGCCUCUAGGCCCAUCACUGAAGUUGUUUUGAGGAGCUUCUUCUCCAUGAGGCUCAGAUGAAAAUCUCUUCAUGAUGUGGAGCUAACGCCGCCGGCUGCUCAACCUGCAGGACAGACGUGGACGCCGCGACAUCCACAGCCCACGCAUGGCGGUAUUAGGGAACCCCGACAUGCUGACGAGGAAGAUCAAGCUCAGUCACAUCAACGCCCACAUCACGUGUCGACUCUGCGACGGCUACCUGAUAGACGCCACCACUGUCACAGAGUGCUUGCACACAUUCUGUCGAAGCUGCCUUGUGAGGUAUCUGGAGGAGAACAACACGUGUCCCACAUGCAGGAUUGUUAUUCAUCAGAGCCAUCCACUGCAGUACAUCGGCCAUGACAGAACAAUGCAAGACAUUGUGUACAAGUUGGUACCCGGACUUCAAGAGGCGGAGAUAAAGAAGCAGCGGGACUUCUACCAGAAAUUGGGCAUGGAGAUACCCGGCGAUAUUAAAGGGGAGCUCUGCAACAUGAAGACACAUCUAGACCAGCGUAACGGAGACAUGAAGUCAGAGGACACGCCCAAUAAGGAAGCAGGAGAGGAGAAAGCAGAAGAGGACAACGAUUAUCACCGAAGCGACGAGCAGGUGAGCAUCUGCCUGGAGUGCAACAGCAGCAAACUCAGAGGCCUCAAGCGCAAGUGGAUCCGCUGCUCGGCACAGGCUACCGUCCUACAUCUCAAGAAGUUCAUCGCCAAAAAGCUCAAUCUGACCUCCUUUAACGAGUUGGACAUUUUAUGCAACGAGGAAAUCUUGGGCAAAGACCAUACUUUGAAAUUUGUCGUCGUAACGAGAUGGAGAUUUAAGAAAUCGCCCCUCCUGCUCCAUUACAGACCCAAGAUGGAUCUGCUGUAGCUCAAACGCACACACAAUUUCCUUGUUUUUGAUUUUUAUUUUGUACUUUAUUGUCAAAGUCGUUGCUGUCCCAGCGUGCUCUUCAUAACCAACGUAUGCAAAGACGAUCAACCAGCAGCAGCGAGCAAACAAGCAGACGCCACAGCAAAGUCGCACUCGACACAAAAAGCCAGAAACUCGGGGAGAUACCGCAACACUGGCUGUUGUUGUUUUUUUUUUUUUUCCCUGGUUGUUUUUGUUUUCAUUUUUGUGCGCUACAUCCGACAUAUGUGAAGAAGAGGAAAGAAAAAGACAAAAAAAGAAAUGGAGAUAAAUCAUAUAUUUAUACUUUUGUACAGUUUAAGAAAAGACAAACUUAAAGACACUACACUGGUGCUCUGUUUACAUGCAAACGAGAUGUCGGGAGCGAUGUCAGGAGUGGGCGGGGCUUUUUCCGUGACCAUCCUUCGACGCAACGGAGGAUGAAAACUUUUAUAUUGACUUUUUUGUUUUGUUAUUGGGGACAGGAUUUUCUACUUGUGUCCAUUUUAAGUUGGCUGCAGAGUAAAUCGUCUCUGAAUGUGUCUUUCCGCCCCACCUCCCGCCAUGUUUUCCAUCUAAUUUGCUAUUGAUGAUUGUCCAUUGUGAAUAGGCUUUGUGUAGUAAUUUAUGUUCUAUAUAUUGUACAUACAAUGUGUUUAUAGGGAGUGAGCGGCGGAGAGUAAGAGAGACUUUUAGACUGUUAAAAACAGAGCCGAUCAGAAGUGCUAUCUAUAUCAGAAUAUAUCUUUCUUUUAAAGUUUGUUUUAUUGUUUUGUUAUUCUUUGAGAAAACAAAUCUAUGGCAUAAAAACUCCCGCCACUCGUCCUCCGUCCCUUCAGAAUGCGAUCAAAUAUUUUACGUCAUAAAAACGUCCCCCAGAAACCCACAUAUUUCUGUUAUUUUCUUUAACAAGGAACGGUGCUAAAUUCCCAUUCUUGUGCUCCUCUUUCAUUUGGAGAGCCUGCAAAUUCGCAGCGUCAAAGCCGGAUAGAAGGUAUUUUUUGUAUUUAGUAUUUACCUCGUUUAUCUAGCGUCUAAAUUUAUUCUUUAUGGUAUGGCUUUGUUCUAUCCAAUUACCAGGAGGCCCGAGUGACACGGCUUCAGAGCUGGAAUUGAUCAAUCUCAUUUUUUUUUACGCGGAGCCCAGAUAAACGUAUCAAAAGCCAUGACAAAAGGGGCUAGCAUUUAUACGUUUUACUUUUGACACGAAACCCAGCAAAGGCAUGAGUCAUAGCUGUAAGGGAAGCAUCGGGCAUUUAUCUAAUUUUGACACAGAGUCCAGAUAAGGGAUUAAAUGCAAUUUUAAGAGUUGUAUAAGAUGAUUUAUGUGUGUUUGUUUUGACACAGAGCACAGCAAUGGGGAAAAUAUGCCUACUAAUCAAGAGCCACAACGGAACGCCCGACAUUUAUUAUAAGUCUUUACCUUUUGCUCCAUAACCCAGGGAACAUUUUGCUGGUUCUAGUAUGUGUGAAAGAAAAAACACAUCAGGGCUAUAACGGUAUAGUAUCCAACUUUAUUUGGAAACCUUGUAAAGUAGCUACAUUAAGACUCAGAAUUGACAACAAAUCUCUUUUAUCACAGAGCCCAAUUAAGGUUAAAUACCGUGUUGUGUUACGGCUCUGUUACAGCCAUUUUGCAGGGUCUCUGCGUGAAAUAUCUAAUGAAUGCCUCCCAAAUACGUCUUUACCUUUCACAAUCUUGAAACAGCCCUGUUGUAAAUUAACGGUCUCCAUGCUGUCGUGUCCUGUCAAGAUUUUUUUAUUCACACAACUGGAAAUUCUUUCCCCCUAAAAAUUGCAUACAAAGAACAAAAUGCUACAAUAAGGUUAAUGGAUGUUAUGGAUGUUGCCCAAUGCUGUUUUUUUUUUUUUUUCAAAUUUGUUUGGAAAUAACAAUGACAUCUUGACGAUCUUGUGGGCAGGACAUGUCCCAGUCAAGUGGUGGUGUUGGACUAUGAAAUGUCAAACAAGAUGCUCCAAAUCAGUAUGUCAAGCAUUAUUAUUAUUAUUAUUAUUAUUAUUAUUUACAGCUGACAAUACUUCGUGUUCAUCUGGUGCUUUCUCUGGUGCUAACCCUAAAUCCUGUUGGACUAUGUAUUUCUCACUGCCCACCCCCGUUGCUGUAAAAAAACCAAAAACUUCACUCCCUAUUGGUUCCGAGUUUAGCUGUCCAACUUGAUUGACAAGCCGUCGGCAGCCCGAUCACAUGGACAUCCUGCAAAAAUUGCUGGAGCGAAAGGUUUUUAUCCAUCAUUACCCUUUUGAUACAGAAACUUGCAAAGGGGGACACGGUCACGAUCUUUUCAGAAGAAGAAAAUAAUUCUGAUUUCUGAUCUUUUUACGGCACAAAUGUGACAAUUUUGCAGGGUCAUUGUGUGAUGGUGACACUUGACACAUGAUGUGACAGAAGAUCCGGCAUUCAUGCAUCAUGACACAGAGCCUGACAAGGGGAAGAAAUACACAAUCUUCUCUUAUGACACAGAUUUAGUGAACAUUUCUGCUUCAGAACCAUAACAGACGAUCCGAUAUUUAUUCAGUCUAUACCUUUUUGCUACAGAGGCCAGCCAAGAGCUUAAAUGCGUCCGUUUUCACUUUCACACAGAGAUCCCGCAAAAUUGCUGCACCAAAGCCAUAUCAGAUAAUAUGGUAUUCCGAUUAAAGGGAUAUGUUCCAUAUCUUCUGUUACAAUCCUGAUAUGACAAAUCUUACCCAUAGACCAUGCAAGAUGUGCAGAUUCUUUGUGUGAAAGUGAAAGUUUCCAUGAUGCAAGAUCCAACAUGUGGGUUUUUUUUGGUCAUCUUUUGACGCAAAGCUGUAAAGGGUGUACGUUCCAGUUCUUCUGUUAAGGCACCACAAAGUUGCCAAAUAGAUUAUUUGACUUCUAUUUAGUAGCAUUUAACUCAAAGUCUAGCAAAAGUGUUAAAUGCCAUACCUUCUUAAAUGACACCCAUGUGAGGAUUUAGCUGUAUCUCUGUGUAAAAGAGAAAGUUGCAAAAUCAGAGCUGUAACAAAACAUCUGGCUUUCAUAGGGUCUUUACCUUUUAUUCCAAAACUCAACAGAGAUACAUUUUAGACCUUUUGUUACAGAAACCUUGCAGCAUUUUGGGUCUCUGUGUAAACAGCGGAGGAAGGCUUGUCAAUCAAGCAGUGCUGCGUAAUAAACUGCUUUUUGAGUCUAUCUUCCAUGAGCAUUUUUGAUGGUUCUUCUUUUUCCCCAAUUGAUUUUUCUUUUGUAUUCUGAAUUCCUGAUGUUCAUGUUGGCGUGAGAGCAACACAAUUUGUGUUUUCUUUUUCAGGUUUUAAGAGUGAAGGACGAAUGUGCAAUAUGGCUUUUCAUGUGCGUUUCCAGUCAGGUCCUCAGGUCACAAAAUGCCUUCUCAGCAUUUACCCUCAUACCCGAAGAAACACGCCACUCCACCCCCACUCUCCCCUCUGCCUACUUUUUGUAUUAUUUAUUGCGGCUGUGUAAUGAAAGUGCUUACCAUGGCGACCCGACCUUUUGGAGGGGCGUUUGAUCGAGACUGGGUCCUAAAUUUCUUAUUUUAAAAAAACAACACAGAAGCUUUUGUCCAAACUUAACUGUGUAUUUAAUCAAUAAAUGCCUUUUAAAAGCCA
Molecule: messenger RNA, 4896 nt
Organism: Syngnathus typhle (broad-nosed pipefish)
Lineage: Eukaryota; Metazoa; Chordata; Actinopteri; Syngnathiformes; Syngnathidae
Product: polycomb group RING finger protein 3
Exons: 10
Coding region: 511-1260 (249 amino acids)
Biological process (GO): regulation of transcription by RNA polymerase II
Cellular component (GO): PRC1 complex
Source: RefSeq, a predicted model, not a curated record